AAUGGUUCGCGUUGAUGUGUGUAUUAUAGUGUGUAUGGAUACAUGCGAUGCGCAUUAUUCCAUGACGCGCAGCUCGCGGCGAAUGUAGCGUGGAUGGAAGCCGCUCAUGUCUGAUGAAUGCGUAAAGAUGCGGAAUUAUCGAUGGUAGAGACGUUAAUUGUAGAGCUUGUGCCUGAAAUUUCAUCAUCCCUAAGCAGAACACUAUAGUGAGCGAAAACUAUGUUUUCCACUAGCACUCAAAGCAAGUGCUGGAUAUUUAAAGACGAGGGUCAAAUCUCAAGGCUCAGGAAAGCAGCAAAUGACAGAUUCAUCAACCGACAGCAAAAUGCGAACAGGUCUCCGGAUGACUUUCUUUCACCGGAAGAAGAGAGGACAAUCUACAAGCAUUACGAGUUCACCCUCCGAGAUUUCUGCAAAAAAUUUCAACCUCCUGUUCCCAGGAGCGUGAUCGGUACGUCGUUCCAUUACUUCAAGCGCUUCUACCUCAAUCACUCUGUGAUGGACUACCACCCUAAGCACAUGCUAGUGACCUGUGUUUACCUGGCCUGCAAAGUGGAGGAGUUCAAUGUUUCCAUUGCACAAUUUGUCAGCAAUGUGCGUGGAGACAGAGAAAAGGCCACAGACAUUAUCCUGAACAAUGAACUUCUGCUCAUGCAGCAAUUGAAGUACCAUCUCACCAUUCACAACCCUUAUAGGCCACUUGAAGGGCUCCUAAUAGAUCUCAAGACAAGGUGUUCUCAGUUUCCAGACCCGGAAAAGCUGAGGCUAUACAUGGAUGACUUCCUUGAGCGAACUCUCUUCACAGAUGCAAUGCUUCUCAUGGCACCAUCCCAGAUUGCCCUCACUGCUGUUCUGUAUGCUGCUAACAAAGCCCAGGCCAACUUUGAAACAUACAUAACAGACUUCCUGUUUGCUGGCAGCCCACGUGAGACGCUUCACCACAUCAAGGACACUGUCAAAAAGCUGUGGCUUAUGGUAAGAGCCAUCGAGGUGCCUCCAAAAGAGAAGGUACGCGCCUGUGAACAGAAGCUUGAGAAGUGUAGGAACCAGGAGAACAACCCAGACAGCCAAGUGUACAAACGCAAAAUGCAAGAUGGGCUAGAUGAUGAUCACCAGUCAAGCUCAAAAUAUGCCAGGACUUCGGAGGAGCACCGGCAAGUGGAUGAUUCAAUGGGAGGAUCAAGUGCCUUAGAAAGUUCCCCGUAGCGGCCUGUAGAUACAGAUGAUGGCCAAAAAUGAAGCUUUCUGCAAGCGUGGUUCAUCAUAAAAUGUAAUAUGUAUAUUUAA
Molecule: messenger RNA, 1287 nt
Organism: Dermacentor andersoni
Lineage: Eukaryota; Metazoa; Arthropoda; Arachnida; Ixodida; Ixodidae
Gene: CycH
Product: cyclin H
Biological process (GO): regulation of transcription by RNA polymerase II; DNA-templated transcription
Cellular component (GO): transcription factor TFIIK complex
Molecular function (GO): cyclin-dependent protein serine/threonine kinase regulator activity
Source: RefSeq, a predicted model, not a curated record